Messenger RNA from Protopolystoma xenopodis, 915 nucleotides. Lineage: Eukaryota; Metazoa; Platyhelminthes; Monogenea; Polystomatidea; Polystomatidae. The record is from the annotation of a GenBank genome assembly.
AUGCGUGAGAGCAUCAGGACAACGCGGCAGGAUACUCGCCACCGUUCCGAGCACAUACAGACUGACCCUCACUUUGACAAAUUGGCGAGGUCAUCGAAUAGGCGACAGGAGUGUAAGCAUCAAAUGGGACUGCUUCAGAUGAUUCCUUUUCGUAACUUGAAUGAAGGAAUGCUAUUAGAGUAUGAUCUGAUUGAGCUGACCGAACUUCGCCAACUGACCAAGGACCAAUGUGUGUUGUUCACUUUGGUGCCCUCGGCCGACGUCUACUGGGCCGAGCUGGUGCCCCGGAUGACCUGCAAACCGAACUGGGCCGAAUUGGCUCCCUCCGAAACGGCAGCGGCCGCGGCGUCUGGCAACCGCUUGAGUCUUCUCGCAGCCAGCCGUCCGGGCUCGUCUGCCCCCCAUCGCUCGGUGAGAUCGCCAAGACCCUCCAAGUCCUCGGGCCUUCGUAGACCGGGUCCCGGUUCCGCCGUGCCUGAGGGUGCCACGCCAAUGGCCAUCAAUGCUACUGGGGCUCAGUUGGCCUCGGGUCGUCCUGGACACCGGACCGCACGCACAGCACGAAGUCAUGGUAUCUACCCACGCCGCACUACAUCAGCGGCUUCGCCGUCGACUGUGGUACCGGCGACAGCAAGCCCGAAAUCUACCCCGGCAGUCGAGGAGGCCGGAGAGCCGGUGCUCGUCGUCACGGAGGAGCCACAUUCCGGAGACCGAAUGGCCUCGGGUCACGAAUGGACAUCGAAGAGUGAAAGUCAACUCAUUUCAGUGCUCAUCCAACUGGGCUUUCUCAAAAGUCCCUCAAAAGCUCCUCUUAAUCUGAAUAUUGGUGACACUCGGUUCAGUGACCAGGAGACAUCUGCUGGCAACAACGCCGAAUGCGGCUCUGAAUCUUCCGAGUACUCUCUUGAGAGGUGA